CGCAUAACUAUUGGACAGUCGUUAUGGAAAACAGACAUUCAGUUAUACUACGGCUGGAGUCCAUGCAAUACUAUCCCCGGAAUAUACACUCGUUAUACAGAAUAUUCUUUGAGAAAAUUCUCAGCGACUGGAACUCGGAUACUGUAGUUUUGGACCUGUUGACUGCAAUCAUACUGUUUAACCCCAAUCGACCUAACCUUACGCAUAGAGAUUCCGUGAAGGUCCAACAGCAAACAUACAUGUAUUUACUGCAACGCUAUCUACUAUUGCGAUAUCGCGAUGAAACCGAGUCUCAGGCGAAAUGUGAGCGACUUUUGCGGAGUUUGUAUUAUCUGGAAGUGUUGGCCGAGAAAAAGGUGCAAAACUGUCUCGAAAUUGAUCGCAAGAUUGUGGCACAACAUCCCCUACUGUUGGAAGUGUUUGACUUGCCCUCCAUGAGCCAGGACAUUAAGCCCAGCAAUCUCAUGGCUAAUAUUUUUGUGUAUUAAAUGUUAGGCGAUUAUUUAUUAGUACAUGUUUUACGAGCAAGUCUAUUUUUAUUUGUAAAUGUAGGUACGGGGUAUACAUGUAUAUUAUAGUUUUCUUAUAGUUUAAUAAGCACAUAUUGAUUUGAUAUUAAUGAAUCUAAAUAUUACCAG
Molecule: messenger RNA, 638 nt
Organism: Oppiella nova
Lineage: Eukaryota; Metazoa; Arthropoda; Arachnida; Sarcoptiformes; Oppiidae
Source: the annotation of a GenBank genome assembly